AACCCUGUUGUACAAAUACAGCAUCAGAAAUAACCUCAGAGUUGAAUCAACACAUUCAUUGUCACAGAUAAAGUCAGUUACAGGACUAUGGUACUGAAGUUCUUACUGUAUACUGCACAUGUUGGACAUGUAAGUCCUGUCAGAAAGGAUUUUGGGCUGCACGAAAAUUAUAUUUAAAACAUCUGUUACAACUAAAGUGGCUCUGAACCAGUUGAUAUGGCUUAACAAUGUUAAACUGUUUUAACAGUUUAUCCUCCUAGAUGAACACCAUAAAAAACAACAAUGGUAUCAGCUGUCAGAGAUGAGUGAUUUAUACAAAUCUGUCUCUAAAUGCAUGAGAUGAAGCCUCUCUGCUUGAUGCAGGUGGAAAAUGUUCAUACUCAUUUAAAAUCUUGAUAGACAUUGUGGUUAAGACAAACCUGUUUAUGGAAUUUGCUGCAGUAAGUCAGAUUUGAUCUUUGUCAAAGCAGCACAGAAAUAAUAACCAGAAGUAAAACAUCCAGCAUCCGGCUCACCUGAGAAAAUCUGUUUCUGUUUGAAUCUGAUAGGAGAUCUGUCAGCAGGUCUUUUGGUACUUUUGAACAAUAUUUCUAACUGUGACCAGGAUGUUGGUUGAGAUCUGGUCAUGUUCCAGCAUCUAUAGACAGUUGUCAUAUUCCAAUAAAUCAUAUUGUUUUAUCUUCUGGCCUUGCUGACCAAGGCCUUCUUGGCUGCUAGCUGAGUUUAGACUGAAUUAUUAACAAUUGCUUGAACUAAAAGUUUACAGGUGCUGAAACUUGGAUCAAACUAUUCCUGUUGCUCAUUUGGUGUGAGACAGAAAAGGGUUAUUAACAGUCAAACUGCAGGUCAAAGUUCUGAUUUACUGGAGUGUAUCACACCGUGACGGCCAUUGAAAGAGGAGGGUGGUUCUAAGCCAAUCAGGUUCCUUGUUUUCCCCUGACACACCUUCUGUCUCCUCUCUGCACUCUGCUCUCAGUGAGUCCGUCACUGUGAAGUCUGUACGUUCCUUUAUUGGAGGGAAAAUGACAGGAACAAGUUCUGUGUCAAAUGAUCUGCAACCUGUGCAGCGGAGCAGCAGCUUUCAAUUCCUGCCACCCAACACAUCAGAUGAUAAACCUUUGAUGCGCAGCAGCUAUGAACUCCUUCCUCCUCUGAUGUCUGAGCUGAGGGUUGUUCUGCUGGGGAACAGCUGGUCUGAGAGGAGUUCAGUGGGGAACUUCAUACUGGGAGAGACUAAGUUCAACACUGAGGAAGAACCAGAUCGCUGUCUGAGAGAAAGAGGAUGGUUGGAGGAGAAAGAAAUAGUUCUCAUCAACACCCCAGAUCUGCUGCAUCCCAACAUUUCUGAAGAUAAAUUAACCAAGUUUAUAGAAAACUGUGUGAGACUCUCUGAUCCUGGACCUCAUGUGUUCCUGCUGGUUCUACAGCCUGAAGACUUCACUGAGAAACAGAAACUGAGACUCUGCAGAGUCCUGAAACUCUUCAGUGAUCGAUCAUUUGAUCAUUCACUGGUUCUGAUAUCAACACCCACAGAUGAGAUUUCAGUCAGGAAAAACUACAUGAACAAUGCACCCUUAAUAGACAUUAUCAGAAAAUGUAGAGGCCAAUUUCUAUGGAAUAAGACAGCUGAACUUUCAGAGCUGUUGGAAUGCUUGGACCAAACUAUAAAGGAGAACCGAGGACAGCAUUUGAGCUGUGAAGCACAGGAAACAAUCUCAGAACCUGAAAAAGUUAUUGAAUCUUCACUCAGGAUUGUGCUGCUGGGGAAAAGUGAGAACAAAAAGACAAAACUUGGAAACUUCAUCAUUGGUAACCAAGGGGCUCAUUCCAAAAAACAUAAAUCAGUCAGCUACGGGGAGUGGAAAGAACAAUUUGUAAUAGUAGUUAAAGCCCGAAAUAUCUUCAGUCUGUCUGUGGAAACAGUUAAAGAAGAGAUGAAGAGAUGUGUGGCUUUUUGUUCGCCUGGACCAAAUGUUCUGCUGCUGUUAGUGAAACCCUCUACAUUCACGAAGAGGAAGACACUAACUUUGCAGUUCAUUCUGAGUUUGUUUGGUCAAGAUGCUUUUAAACACUCAAUGCUCAUCAGCACACAUGAAACGACUGCAAAUUUUUAUGUGAAUCAGCUGCUUGAAGAAUGUGGUGGAAGGCAGUACAGCAUGUUUGCAAAUGACCACACAUUGUUAAUGGAGAAGAUUGAGAAGAUUGUGCAUGAAAACAAAGGAACCUUCCUCACCUUCACUGAAGAGACCAUCAGACCAAUGUAUGAAUACAUCAAACCAGCUUUAAACCUGGUUCUGUGUGGGAGGAGAGGAGCAGGGAAGACUUCAGCAGCCAAGGCCAUUUUAGGUCAGACAGAGUUUCUUUCAGUCUCCAACUCAUCAGAGUGUGUUAAAUAUCAGAGAGAGGUGUGUGAACGUUGGGUUUCCCUGGUGGAGCUGCCUGCCUUGUAUGGAAAACCUCAGGAGGCAGUGAUGGAGGAAUCACUCAGGUGUAUCUCCCUCUGUGAUCCUGAGGGCGUCCAUGUCUUCAUCCUGGUCCUACCUGUGGGUCCCCUCACUGAUGAAGACAAGGGAGAGUUAGAGACCAUCCAGAACACAUUCAGCUCUCGAGUCGUUGACUUCACCAUGAUUCUGUUCACUGUGGAGUCAGAUCCUGCAGCUCCAGCUGUUGUUAACUUUCUAAAGGAAAACAAGGACAUCCAGGAGCUCCGUCAGAGCUGUGGAGGAAGAGAUGUUGUUCUCAACAUCAAGGACAAGCAGCAGAUCCCAGAGCUGUUGGACAUGGUGGAAAAGAUGAUACAAUCUAAGGGAAGACAUCUCUGCUAUACAAUAGAAACAUUAGCCCAAAAGGACAAGGUCUUACAACCACAGAAAAACAUAACCACACAGGCUGAACUUAAGGACCUGAAAACAAAGACCACGGUCAGCUGUGAUGAGGAGCAGAGCCCAGAGAGUCUCAGGAUUGUGUUGAUAGGGAAGACUGGCUGUGGAAAGAGCUCUUCAGGAAACAUGAUUCUAGGAAGAAAGGAGUUUAAAGCCGAAUCGUGCCAAACAUCAGUUACCAAAGUUUGUCAGAAAGCACAGAGUGAAGUGGACGGUCGUCCGGUCGUUGUGGUCGACACUCCUGGUCUGUUUGACACAACUUUGUCCCAUGAAGAGGUUCAUGAGGAGAUGGUGAAAUGCAUCAGUCUUCUGGCUCCAGGACCACAUGUCUUCCUGUUGGUGUUAGAAAUUGGCAGACUCACACCAGAGGAGAAGGAGACAUUAAAACUCAUCAAGAAAGUCUUUGGGAAGAAUUCUGAAACCUUCACCAUCAUUCUUUUCUCUAGAGGAGAUUCACUGGAACAUGAGGAAGUUUCCAUCGAAGAAUACAUUGAACAUAAAUGUGAUGAUUCCUUUAAGAAGCUGAUCUCUGACUGUGGAGGAAGAUACCAUGUGUUGAAUAACUAUGAUAAACAUAACGGCAAGCAAGUCAGUGAGCUGAUAACCAAGAUUGACACCAUGGUGAAGGAAAAUGGAGGCAGCUGCUACACCAAUGAGAUGCUGCAAGAGGCAGAGGCAGCUAUAAAGAAAGAAAUGGAGAGAAUCCUGAAGGACAAGGAAGAAGAGAUACAGAGGGAGCAGGAGGAACUUGAAAGACAACAUGACGAAGAAAUUAAAGAGAUGGAAAGAAGAAUGGAAGAGCAGAGAGCAGGAAGUGAACAGGAGAGAAAACUGAGAGUCAGAGAGCUUGAAGAAAAUAUGGAAAAAAUUAACCAGGAGUGGGAGACGAGAACGAAAGGAAGAGAAGAGAGCAAAGAAGAUAUGAUGAUGAAACAGAAUUACAUGAAACAACAGGAGUUGGAGAAAAAGCUCAAAGCUUUGGAGGAAAGAAUUAAGAGAAAUUCUGCAUCAGAUGAAGAAAAGAGAGCUGAGCUAGAGCAGAGAAGAGAAGAGAUGAGAAAAGAACGAGAAACCUUGGACAAGAAACUAAAUGAAUAUCGGGAAAAACACAACAGAGAACAGGACUAUAGACAAAAACAGUACAAAACAACAUUUAAAAAACUUCAAAUGGAAUAUGAGCAGGAGAAAGAAAAAUAUGAAAAGGAAAUACUAAAUGAAGAACAAAACAGAAGAGAACAGGGGGGAAAACAAAGAAAGGAGAUUGAUGAAAAAUAUAAGAAACUAAAGGAUGUUAUGAAGAAGAAACACGAAGAGGAGGCCAGAAAGCAAGCUGAAGAAUUCAAUGACUUCAGAAAGAAAUACAUCAGCAACUUUGCAGGUCUGAUGGACGAGCAUGAGGAAGAAAAGAAGGCACUGAAGCAGGAAUAUAAACUGUUAGACGAUCUCUUAAGUCACAAAGAAACAUGGCUGAAAGAAGAACUUGAGCAACAAGAACAAAAACUCAAAGAACUGGAGGACUUGAAGAAAGCACAUGAGCGAGAACUUAAUGAACUAAAAGAGAAAUACAAAAACAAAUGUAUCAUCCUCUUGUCUGAGCUGAGGGUUGUUCUGCUGGGGAACAGCUGGUCUGAGAGGAAAUCAGUGGGGAACUUCAUACUGGGAGAGACUAAGUUCAAUACCGAGGAGGAACCAGACCGCUGUCUGAGAAUCACAAGACAGUUGAAGGAGAAAGAAAUAGUUCUCAUCAACACCCCAGAUCUGCUGCAUCCCAACAUCUCUGAAUACAAACUAACAGAACAUGUGACAAACUGUGUGAGACUCUCUGAUCCUGGACCUCAUGUGUUCCUGCUGGUUCUACAGCGUGAAGACGUCACUGAGAAACAAAAACUGAGGCUCUGCAAAGUCCUGGAACUCUUCAGUGAUCGAUCAUUUGAUCAUUCACUGGUUCUGAUAUCAACAACCAGAGAGGAGAGCUCAGCUUUCAUGGAAAAAUGUAUGCAACACCCGACCUUAACAGAAUUGAUCAGAAUGUGUAGAAACAGAUCUUUGAAGCUGAAGAACCUUGAACGUUCUGAGUUGUUAACUUGUUUGGGUCAAAUUGUAAAAGAAAACAAUGGAGAGCAUGUCAGCUGUGAUGUGUUUGAAGAUACAGUAUCUGCUGUAUCUGGUGAUCAUCAAAACUUGAAGCAACAGGAAACAACCACUUCUGACUUGAGUCCUGUCAGAGCUCCUGGGUUCAAACGAAGCACAUCACACAGUUUAUCACCAGCUGAAAGCACAAUCAAACAACCAUCUACACUGAGAAUUGUGCUGUUGGGGAAGAGUGAGGAGGAUAAAACAAAACUUGGUAUCUUUAUAAUAGGUAAAUUCCAAAAACAGUCCCAUAGCAAGCAAAGUAUGGCUGUCUGUGGAGAGUGGAGAGGAAAAUCAUUUACAGUGGUGAAAACUCCAAACAUCUUCAGUCUGACUGAUGAGACAGUGAGAGAAGAGAUGAGAAGGUGCAUCAGUCUUUGUCCUCCUGGACCAAAUGUUCUGCUGCUGUUAGUGAAGCCUUCUGAUUUCACUGAGAAGAACAGACAAACACUGAAGUUCAUCCUGAGUUUGUUUGGUCAAGAUGCUUUUAAACACUCAAUGGUCAUCAGCACACAUGAUGGAACAAGUGUCUCUGUCAGUCAGCUGCUUCAAGACUGUGGAGGAAGACACUACAGGAUGGUAGAAGAAGGCAAUUUGUUAUUAAUGCACAAGAUUGAGAACAUUGUGCAUGAAAACAGAGGAACCUUCCUCACCUUCACUGAAGAGACCAUCAGACCAAUGUGUGAACACAUCAAACCAGCUUUAAACCUGGUUCUGUGUGGGAGGAGAGGAGCAGGGAAGACUUCAGCAGCCAAGGCCUUUUUAGGUCAGACAGAGUUUCAUUCAGUCUCCGACUCAUCAGAGUGUGUUAAACAUCAGGGAGAGGUGUGUGGACGUUGGGUUUCCCUGGUGGAGCUGCCUGCCUUGUAUGGAAAACCUCAGGAGGCAGUGAUGGAGGAAUCACUCAGGUGUAUCUCCCUCUGUGAACCUGAGGGCGUCCAUGCCUUCAUCCUGGUCCUACCUGUGGGUCCCCUCACUGAUGAAGACAAGGGAGAGUUAAAGACCAUCCAGAACACAUUCAGCUCUCGAGUCGAUGACUUCACCAUGAUUCUGUUCACUGUGGAGUCAGAUCCUGCAGCUCCAGCUGUUGUUAACUUUCUGAAGGAAAACAAGGACAUCCAGGAGCUCCGUCAGAGCUGUGGAGGAAGAUAUGUUGUUCUCAACAUCAAGGACGAGCAGCAGAUCCCAGAGCUGCUGGACAUGGUGGAAGAAAAUAGCCAGUCUAAAGUUAAUCAAUCCUGCUAUACAGCUGUAACAUUUGCACAUGCACAAAUAGAAAAGCUCAUACAACAAGAGAAACAUAUCAACAGGCAACAAGGUGAACUUGAGAGGCUGAUGAAGAAGAACAUGAUCACUUAUUAUUUAAACUCCAGGUCUUCUUAUUUCACAGGUGAGGAGCAGAGACCAGAGAGUCUCAGGAUUAUGCAGCUAGGAAAGACUGGCUGUGGAAAGAGCUCUACAGGAAACACCAUUCUAGGAAGAAAGGAGUUUAAAGCCAAAUCAAGUCAAACUUCAGUCACCAAACAUUGUCAGAAAGCACAGAGUGAAGUGGACGGUCGUCCGGUCGUUGUGGUCGACACUCCUGGUCUGUUUGACACAACUUUGUCCCAUGAAGAGGUUCAUGAGGAGAUGGUGAAAUGCAUCAGUCUUCUGGCUCCAGGACCACAUGUCUUCCUGUUGGUGUUACAGAUCGGCAGAUUUACACCAGAGGAGAAGGAGACAUUAAAACUCAUCAAGGAAGGCUUUGGGAAGAAUGCUGAAACCUUCACCAUCAUUCUUUUAACUGGAGGAGAUAAACUAAAGCGUGAGAAAGUGUCCAUUGAAGAAUACAUUGAACAGGACUGUGAUGAUUCCUUUAAGAAUCUGAUCUCUGACUGUGGAGGAAGAUACCAUGUGUUUGAUAACUAUGAUGAACAAAACCGCACACAAGUCAGUGAGCUGAUAACCAAGAUUGACACCAUGGUGAAGGAAAAUGGAGGCAGCUGCUACACCAAUGAGACGCUGCAAGAGGCCGAGGCAGCUAUAAAGAAAGAAAUGGAGAGAAUCCUGAAGGAGAAGGAAGAAGAGAUGAAGAGAGAGAGGGAGGAGCUUCAAAGAAAACAUGAGGAGGAAAUGCAAGAGAUGAAAAGAAGAAUGGAAGAACAGAGAGCAGAAACUGAAAAGGAAAUGGAACUGAAAGUAAAACAACUUAGAGAAAAAGAGGAGAACAUAAAGAAGGAACGUGAGGAGAGAAAGAAAGAACAGGAAAUGAGAGAAGAAGGUCAAGAGAGAAAACAACUGGAAGAAAUUAAACGACAGGAGUGGAAACGAAAGGUUGAACCUUUGCAGAAAAAUGUAAGAUCAGAGUCAGAAUCAAAGGAAACCACUGACAGAAAGCUGAAGGAGAGCAGAGUAGAGAUGAGAAAAGAACGAGAGAAGUUAAAGAAAAAACUAAAUGAAUGGUGGGAAAACCAAUAUCAAGAAGAUGAAAAGAGACGACAAGAGGAACAAACAAGACUUAGAAAGCUUCAAGAAGAAUAUGAACAGGAAAGAGAAAAUGAUGAGAAGAAAAGAAAGGAAGAGGACAGAAUCAGAAGAGAACAAGAGGAAAAAGAGAAAAAAAGGUGUCUUUAAAGUAAGGACAUGACAGUAAAGUCCCACUAAAAUAUGAACAGAUAUUUUAGGAUGUGGUCCAUCCCUGGGAAUAAUCAAAUUGAAUCUUUAAGAAACUGUUUUCAAAAUAUGGCUUUCCAAAAAAAGUGGACUCUUGGCUCAACUUGCCCCAUAUGAGGGGUAAGUUGAGCCAAGAGAGAGGAAACGUUGAGCCACAUGGGCGUCGGUGACAUCAAUGUCAUUUCAUUGUGCAAACUCAAACAGGUCCCAAAUACUCAAUUGCACUAAGAUCGUGAAACAUUGCUAUGUCUCCUAGUUGUUUCAUAUCAAUGUAUCGCUUUAAAGUCAUCCUGUUUAUCGUCAUGUCCCGUGCCACCUGAUAAUUGGACUUCCCAUUUUUGGACCCACUACUCUCUCCAAAUCCACAAGACGAGUUGACUUUCUUCCAUUUAUAGAAGCAUGAGAUGAUGGUUUCAGGUCUAUAAUGUCACAUCAUUUCGGUAAAAUUACAGUAAAAUUGUUGGCCCAACUUCCCCCAGGUCUUUUGGCUCAAAAUACCCCAUCCCUGCCAUUUUAACUUGUGUCAUCCAGAAGUUUAACGUCAUGCUAACAGUAUAGCCUCAUACUGUAACGUCCUAAAGAACUAACAGAUGCGUAAGAAUUUCUCAAACCUGUCGGUAAUUGUUCAGACACAAGAGUCAGGACUCCUUGAACAUAAAAAAACCCACAUUGAACGGCAAAAAAACUGUUUUUUUUAUCUUAAAUGGGAUUAACACUUAUUCCAUGGGCCUUUCUUCAUCACAGGGAAAGUAAAAUAGAUGACUCUUCAAAAAUAAGUGGUCACUUGACCAAUUUUGUCGAUGGUUAGAAACAAGGGGUGGCUGAACUUCCCCACAGGCUCAAAUCUCAAAGCUCUCCCCUACUGUGCUGUGAAAUCUGAUCUAGUGAGUUGUUGUUCCAGUCUUAUUGUCGAGAUGCCAAGUGCUCCAAAGAGAAGGCAGCCUUUUUGGCAAGGAAAAUGGCAUGAGAGGCUGGAGAGGACCCUGACAUUGUGACCCAACCAAGUUAGGGAAGGAGAUGCUGACCUCAGCUUUCACGUGGGAGAGGACACUUUGGGUGAACUAGGAGGGGUAUAGAUGUGUCCCACCUUCCCUCCAGUUAAUUACCUAGUUUUCAGCGUUGUGGUUUUUAGGUUGCAACUGUGUGCUCGUACGCAUGCUCAAACUCUUGAGGGAGCAUUGUCCAACACACAGGAAGCAAAACACCGGGAGACAGCUUCACACAUGCUGAAAACUCAGGUAAACUCCCGCUGCGACUAUACAAUCAUAUUUUUAUUAGCUUGAGGUAGAUGUAAUACUUUCUUGUUAUAUAACAAUAUUACAGUGAAAGCAUAACCGACAUGAUAUGUCAGCAUUAACUCACCUGUCACUUUUUAGUAACUUCAUCAGAGGUUAAGCAUCGUGAGCACAGUUAAAUGUAUUGCAUAAGCUAUUAGUUAAGCUAAACUGAGUCAUGACAUUGUACAUGACUGUUAGACUGAUGUACUAAAACGACAAUUACAAAGGAAACAGCUUUAGGUGCCUUUCUGAUGUUGAGUGAAUUUUCACCUGAAGUCGAUCAUUGAAGUUCUCAUUUGGCCUGAAGGGUUUCAGCACAUAAAACUUUUAUUAUUAUUUUAUCUUUAUGUGAAUCUUUAGUUUAUGUUGGAGUUUGUGUCGUUUUAUGGUGUUAGUGGACUGCAUUUCGUUAGCUGCAGUGUUGUCAUCGCAGUGGUAGGCAAGAGGCUCGGGAGCGUACAUGCAGAGAACCCGAACUGAUACCUUAAAAUAAGAAGCAGAAUAGUGGCUAGGGCUGCACAAUUUAGAGAAAAAGUCAUAUUGCGAUUAUUGUGGAGUUUGGCAGAUUGCUCAUGAAUAAUUUUUCUGAUUGCACGUAGGCCUAUCUGUUUUUAGAGGCACGUGCAAGAGCCCGGUGUGAGCGUGAAUAAUGAGCAGACUACAGUGCACACAGACAAGACAGUGUCACACACACUUUUUCUGUUUUAUUAAAUUGCACACUCCUUGUGGUUAUGUAGUGACAUGUGACUACAUCGUGAUUGCGAUUGCAAUUAGAUUAUUGCGCAGCCCUAAUAGUGGCUGUUGCAAGCAACAGAGAAAACAGGCGUGUGGUUGAUUUCUAAACGAGGCUACAGCCCAUUGACAAUAAGGCAGUAAAAAAGUUUUUAUUAAUAAGUGAUUUCAUUGAAAAACUUCGGAUAGCCCCUUUAAAGGCUAUAUAGUUGGCUUGGAUCAUUUCCUUUAUGAUUUUGCAUGCAUAUGUGAGUAGGAAGCCAUUGUGUUUGCAGUGUUGUGUUCUUCUGUUUCCUAACUGAGUGUAUUAUUGUGGCCGCUUAACACCCAGCUAUCUAAUUUUUGACGGGGAAACCACGAACCACAGAAAUGUAUGGACUUUGGAAGUGGACUAAUCAGUGGACUGUUGCAUGUGGAGUCCACUUAGGUGUUUCAUCAUUACUAUUUUAGUUUCGUAUUUAAUUGUUAAAUUAAUAAAUUCAUGGUUUUAUAACUCCUGUUUGAUCCAGUGUGUUGAUUGGUUCAGCUGUUCCUCAUCAGAAUAAUUAACUUCAUGGACCUUGAAUUGAUCACGCUAGAACCAGGAUUUUCUGUCAAGUAAAUGAGUAAAUGAAAUGCAUUGGUCCACACAAAACUGGAUCUAUAUUGUCACUGUGUUUAUGUAAUCAAAGAUUCCCAAACGGUGCAUUCUAAGCAGUCUCUCAGAGUUUCAAUGGCAUCUGGAGCACGGUGUUGGAUUUUGCCUAGGAGUUUUUGUUUAUACAUUGGGAUAAGGUGCAGCAUUGAAACAAAAAAUAUUAUUAUUAUACUUAUUAAAUAUGUCUCCGACUAUCUUAAGGGGCAAAAAUAACCCAUUUGUGAGUUACAAAGAAGUGUGUGACAGCCCCUGAGUGGCCUGAGGGUGUGUGUGUACUGCAUCUACCAGCGUUGACCUUUCCAUGUGGUUUUGUGUCCGAGAAGCUGAUUGCAGUGCCUACCCAGAACAAAUGGGUCCACUGGAAAUAAAAGCCCUACUUUCCAGAAUGUCUCUCUCUCAUUCUCUCUGUUUUUGAUUUUAUUUAAUUCUUUGUUGUACUUUUACACAACCACCAGUUUCUUUUCUGGUAUAAUAAACACAUUGUACUACUGG
Micropterus salmoides (largemouth bass) is the source of this 10805-nucleotide messenger RNA. RefSeq lists its product as uncharacterized. NCBI's taxonomy places the organism in Eukaryota, Metazoa, Chordata, Actinopteri, Centrarchiformes, Centrarchidae. The record is from RefSeq and is a predicted model, not a curated record. Gene Ontology annotation, molecular function: ATP hydrolysis activity; GTP binding.